Messenger RNA from Andrographis paniculata, 1000 nucleotides. Its product is annotated as transcription factor ILR3-like. Gene Ontology annotation, biological process: intracellular iron ion homeostasis; regulation of DNA-templated transcription. The record is from RefSeq and is a predicted model, not a curated record. The transcript is spliced from 5 exons. Bases 139 to 852 code for a protein of 237 amino acids. NCBI's taxonomy places the organism in Eukaryota, Viridiplantae, Streptophyta, Magnoliopsida, Lamiales, Acanthaceae. Gene Ontology annotation, molecular function: DNA-binding transcription factor activity; protein dimerization activity.
GGAACAGACCAAAUUGGCAUUCCGAUUCCCCAUUUCCCCAAAUCGCUUCGUCCGAUUGCGCGAAAUCGGAAACCCUUCUCCUCGGAAUCGAUCGAUUUGGUUUGGCAGAUUAUACAUUUUUGGGUGUUUUGAUCGGAAAUGGUUUCCCCGGAGAACACAAACUGGCUGUACGAUUACGGAUUCGAGGAUAUAUCUGCUGCCGAUGGUAAUUUCGCGGCGGAAAAUUCGGGGUUUUCGUGGCCCAUGCAAGCGUUGAAUGGCUCAUCCAACGCCAGUGUGGAAAUUGACGGAUCAUUGGGAGAGUCGAAUUCACAGAAGGAGAGUGGAUCGAAAAAGCGAGCUAGAACUGAAUCAUGUGUUCCUUCAAGCUCCAAAGCAUGCAGGGAGAAACAACGAAGGGAUAGGCUAAAUGACAGGUUUAUGGAAUUGAGUGCUCUGCUCGAGCCGGGAAGACCCCCCAAAACAGAUAAAGCAGCAAUCUUGGUUGAUGCUGUCCGAAUAGUAACUCAGCUUAGAACCGAAUCUCAGAAGCUGAAAGACUCAAAUUCGAAUCUUCACGACAAAAUUAAGGAGUUGAAAGCCGAGAAGAAUGAACUUCGUGACGAGAAGCAAAGGCUAAAGGCAGAGAAGGAAAAGCUCGAGCAGCAGCUGAAGACAAUGAACACUCCGGCGGCACAGCCCGGUUUCCUCCCACCUCAGCCAAUUCCGGCUGCAUUCGCGGCCCAAAGCCCGGCCUCCGGCAACAAAUUGGUGCCCAUCAUCAGUUACCCCGGGGUCGCCAUGUGGCAGUUCAUGUCUCCGGCAGCAGUCGACACAUCUCAGGACCAUGUCCUCCGCCCUCCGGUCGCCUAAUCCGGCCGGAAAUAUUAUUAUAGGUUGUUGUUCAUAACCUUCCAUCUCCAUUGUCUAUUUCCCAUCUCUACAUUGCCCCAUUGCUGCUUUUUAACUGUACUAAAGCUUUUGCUCAACCAUCAUCCAACUUUGGAUCAGUUGACUUUGA